Molecule: messenger RNA, 411 nt
Organism: Arabis nemorensis
Lineage: Eukaryota; Viridiplantae; Streptophyta; Magnoliopsida; Brassicales; Brassicaceae
Source: the annotation of a GenBank genome assembly
AUGGCUCCGUUCAGAAAAAGCAAACCUACAAAACCGCUUGUUUCUAUUGUCAGAGAUCUCUCUUCGGUUCUUUUACAAGACAUGUUCGUUGGUUUCUUUUCUGCGACCGGUUCUAUUCUAUCGGAACAUUUUGUUCUUGGAUGGAGUUUCGCGCUGAACGAGAAAGAAGCUCCGCCAUUGGACUUAUCGAAACUUCCUAAGCUUCCGAAAUUUCCCAAAGUUCCGUCGCGGGUGCCCAGCAGAAUCUACACCUUCUACAUGAAUUGGAAGCUGUCGAUUUCCAUAUUUUGUAUUCCCCUCGUGUUUAUUCCCUCGCUCAUCUUCCUCGUUCGCUUUAUCCUGAUGAGGAGGAGAAAGUUCGCAGAGGAGCUCGAAGAUUUUGGGAAACAGAUCUUGGGAAGAACCGAUUGA